CGAGACUCACUCCCUCACUGUCUCGUGUCAUGUGACGGUCCCGUGAUCCAAUGCGGAAAAAGGGAUUUGAGCAGCGACAGCACAGACGCAGGCGUUAGCUUGAUCAUUAUUAUUAUUGUUUGUCUGAUCAUUGACUCUCCUCCUACCAGCCCACACACACACAGACACACACACACACACACACACACAGACAGACAUGGACGGAUCUGUCAGAGCAGCUUCAGACGGAGCAGCCGGGCCGCCGCCGUAUUACAGAGGCAAUGAGAGCUCGCUGGUCUCAGCCCUGAAGACUCUGCUGUUCUUCACCAUCCUGAUGGUCACGCUGCCCAUCGGACUCUACUUCGCCUCCAAGGCGUACAUCUUUGAGGGUAAGGCUGGUGACACAGCUGAGUAUUCUUAUAUUCUCUGUACAGUCUCUCAAACACUAAAUUCUUCGGUAUGUGAGCAUUAG
This is a messenger RNA of Larimichthys crocea (large yellow croaker), 451 nucleotides long. RefSeq names its product vacuolar ATPase assembly integral membrane protein vma21-like. The transcript has 3 exons. Lineage: Eukaryota; Metazoa; Chordata; Actinopteri; Sciaenidae. Gene Ontology annotation, biological process: vacuolar proton-transporting V-type ATPase complex assembly. The record is from RefSeq and is a predicted model, not a curated record. The coding region runs from base 197 to 451 and encodes 84 amino acids.